AUGACAUUACAACUAGGCGAUCGAUCCUUGGCUCAACUUGAAGGGAAAAUAAAAGAUGUCUUCGUUUGCAUGGAUAAAUUUAUUUUUUCGGCUGAUUUUAUCAUGCUUGACUAUGAGGCAGACAGAGAGAUUUCCAUAAUCUUGGAACAACUAUUUUUAGCCACUGGCCGAACUCUUAUUGAUGUUUAUAAAAGUGAACUUACCAUGCGACUUAAUGAUGAGCCAGUCACCUUCAGUGUUUUUGAAUCUAUUGACAAAGAAGAAUGCCAUACUGUUGAUGUGCUAGAUGAUCUAAUUGAGGAAGAGUUCAAUGACGAAAGCACAAUACUUUCUAAAGAGUUUGCAAUGACAUUUGAUGCCGAAUCCUUAGACGAUUGUGACAACAUGGUUGAAGCUAAUAAUCUUGAACUCAAGCAUGGAUGGUAG
This is a messenger RNA of Gossypium arboreum, 426 nucleotides long. RefSeq lists its product as uncharacterized. Bases 1 to 426 code for a protein of 141 amino acids. NCBI's taxonomy places the organism in Eukaryota, Viridiplantae, Streptophyta, Magnoliopsida, Malvales, Malvaceae. The transcript has a single exon. The record is from RefSeq and is a predicted model, not a curated record.